Galeopterus variegatus (Sunda flying lemur) is the source of this 2010-nucleotide messenger RNA. RefSeq names its product melanoma inhibitory activity 2 (gene MIA2). NCBI's taxonomy places the organism in Eukaryota, Metazoa, Chordata, Mammalia, Dermoptera, Cynocephalidae. Gene Ontology annotation, biological process: endoplasmic reticulum to Golgi vesicle-mediated transport; protein secretion; vesicle cargo loading. Gene Ontology annotation, molecular function: protein binding. Gene Ontology annotation, cellular component: endoplasmic reticulum membrane; endoplasmic reticulum exit site. Bases 109 to 2010 code for a protein of 633 amino acids. The record is from RefSeq and is a predicted model, not a curated record. The transcript has 6 exons.
UCUUCUAUUACUGAAAAGAGUAGGUUACCUCCUGUUUUGGCUGGCAUAUCGUAUACGCUAAACAAUUGGUUUAAAUCUUGUUUGGGAUUCCUGGUUGCUUGUUUUAGCAUGGCGGAGGCUGGAGUUCACAGAAUCCUUCUCUUCGUUAUUUCUGUGACAAAAUGUCUGGUGGCUACAAAACUGCUGGCAGACCUUAAAAAAUGUGGUGACUUGGAAUGUGAAACUUUAAUAAGCAGAGUCUCAUCCAUGAAAGAUUACAGAGGACCUGACUGUCGAUACCUGAACUUCUCUAAGGGAGAAGAGAUAUCUGUUUAUGUUAAACUUGCAGGAGAAAGGGAAGAUUUGUGGGCAGGAAGUAAAGGUAAGGAUUUUGGAUAUUUUCCCAGAGAUGCAGUCCAAAUUGAAGAGGUGUUCAUAACUGAGGAAAUCCAAAUAUCAGCUACAGAAUCUGACUUUCUUUGUCUUGGAGUAAGCUACACAUUUGAAAAUGAAGAUAGUGAGUUAAACAGUAAUAAUGGUGAACAUAUAUAUUCAUAUGAAGAAGAUAAAGACCAAAAAUCUAGUAUAUAUGAAAAUGAUUUUCAAAUAGAACAUGGACUUUAUGCAACUUCUGAAAGCACCUUGUUUGAAGACCAAUUUCCAUCAUCAGAGGUUUUCAAAGAUGUCAGAAUUACUAGUGAAUCAAAGGACUGGGAAGAAAUAGAAGCUGGAGGUGUGGAACAGGAUCAUAUUCCAGAAGUGGAUCAUGUCUCACCAUCCUCAGCUGUGCCUGAAGUAAGAGGAUGGUUUGGAUUGGGAGGAGAACAAGUUGAAGCGAGGGCUUUUGAAUUAGUUAUAGAACCUGUACAAGAAAGCUCAUUGCAAAGUAGAAAAAUAGCAGUGGAAGAUGAGAAUGACCUAAAGGAAUUAAAUAAUGGUGAGCCCCAAACAGAACAUAAGCAAGAACCUGAAUCACAAUUUGAUUUAGUACCAGAGAAACAGUCUGAAGCAUCUAAGUCAGAGCAUCUUCUCCAACCUCAAGCCAGUGGUUGGUUUGGUGGUGGAUUUACAAGUUAUUUAGGUUUUGGAGAUAAGGAUACAGGGCAUGAAUUAUUGUUCAAAGAAAAUGAUACACCCCUACAAGAUGUUCCCAAUUCCGUAUCACCUGAUGAAGAAGCCACAGAAAUAUUAACAGAAAAAGAAGAUAUAAUCACUAAUGAUAGCUCAGUUCUCAAGCUGAGUUGGUUUGAUUUUGGUUUUGGUAUGUUAGGCUUUGCAUAUGUCAAUGAAGAUAAAAUUAUAUCAGAUGAUGGAAAAACUGAAGAUGGUGGGGGAGAUAAACAUAAACAUCCUUCAGUGGGUGCAUUUGACCCUGAUAAGAAACAAGAAAUAAAAAUGAUGAAAAUUACAGAAACAGAACAUCAAAUAGAUAAGAAAAGAGUCUUAAAGAAAACACAUUAUUCUGAGACUUUAGCAUAUUUCAAAAAGUUCUUGCAUAAAUUUGACAACCCUUGGAGCUUCCAGAACAUUCCAAAGGAAGCAGAAUUGCCAUUUCCCAAACAGAUAUUGGAUCAAAAUAAUGUAGUUGAAAAUGACGAAACAGAAGAAUUUUCAGUUGAAAAUUAUCCCACAGAUAAUAUGAAAGUUAUGAGUUUGAAAAGCAGACAUAGUCAGUCGGGUAUGGUCUCUAAAAUAGAGUUACCUAUGAAAAUUCAUGGAGAAGUACAUUUCAAAACACUAUCUUCUGAAAGCAAUGAUGAAAAAUCAAAUUCAUCAGUAGACACAGAAGGGCCUCCUCAGAUGAAAACAGACAGAUCUACGGAAAAUACCCUGCUAACCAUUCCUCAAAAAGAAGCUGCUUCCGAGUUUCAGAUUCUGAAAUAUUUAUUUCAAAUUGAUGUUUAUGAUUUCAUGAAUUCUGUUUUUUCGCCAAUUGUAAUUCUUACGGGAAGGGUAAGUUGGCCUUUUAAAUCUUUUACAAUAAUUUUACCUAUUUUACUAAAUACAGGAGUGGCUGCAAAAUUUGUUUGA